Molecule: messenger RNA, 803 nt
Organism: Erinaceus europaeus (western European hedgehog)
Lineage: Eukaryota; Metazoa; Chordata; Mammalia; Eulipotyphla; Erinaceidae
Product: keratin-associated protein 9-3-like
Exons: 1
Coding region: 58-471 (137 amino acids)
Cellular component (GO): keratin filament
Source: RefSeq, a predicted model, not a curated record
GGUAAGGAUAAAACUCAGAAACAUCUCUACUUAACUCUCAACCCAAACCCAGAUACCAUGGCCUGCUGUACCACUAGCUUCUGUGGAUUCCCCAGCUGUUCUACUGGUGAAAACUGUGGCUCCAGCUGCUGCCAGCCCAGCUGCUGCCAGCCCAGCUGUUGCCAGUCCAGCUGCUGCCAGCCUACCUGCUGCCCAACCAGCUGCUGUGGGUCCAGCUAUGGCAUUGGUGGUGGCCAGGAAGGUGGCUCUGGAGCUGUGACCUGCCGAGUCAGGUGGUGCCGCCCUGACUGCCGCGUGGAGGACACCUGCCUGCCCCCUUGCUGUGUGGUGAGCUGCACCCCCCCAACCUGCUGCCAGCUGCACCAUGCCCAGGCUUCCUGCUGCCGCCCAUCCUACUGUGGACAGUCUUGCUGUCGCCCAGCCUGCUGUUGCCACUGUUGCCCUCCCACCUGCUGUGAGCCCACCUGUUAAAAGCCUGGUUGCAAAACUGUGCUGAUGGUUGAAGAAUAUUUUGCUUGGAUGCUAAGUAUCAUGAUGUUUCUAAGCCACAUCAAAAUAAUGAAAGUCAUAGUCUGAACUUUUUUGGAUGCUCUGAACAGCACACUGAAAAAUCACUCCACCAAUCUAGUAUACUCCAGUAUACUGAAGUCACAGCCUGAUUUGAGCAGAAUAACAUGGUGUGGUUCUCCAUUUCAGUGACAUCUAUGGUCUCCUGUCUUAUCUCCUGAUUUCUCUAUAGAACUACAUUCUCCUUGGACAGCCAUUGCUUAUUUCAAAUAAAAAGUUUAAAUGCACAAAGUAAA